CGUGCAUCUAUAAUCCCCUAAUCGAAGGAUUAGAGGAUGAAGAUCGCCCCCUAGGAGAGACGCGAGGGAAUAAGAACGUCGAAAAAAAUACUCAUAAACACGGUUGUUCGACAAUUACACCAAGAGCUCGCUUGAAGAAGAGAAAAAAAGUGACGACGAGUAGCCAGCCGAGGGUUAGAGAAUCAACGCCUACUAGCGAGACGUGGUUCCUCCUUGUCGCCAUGUGCCGUUCUGUCGUGACUCUUCGAUAAUCCUUUUUAGGAUCGGUAGAAAAGACACAAACUACAAGGUAUCAUCGUAAUGAAAACGCCAUCUAUCACCAGAGGCCUUGAGUUAUAUAUAUAUGAGUAGGUGAUGAAGAAAUCAAAAGGAACUCCGACUCCACUUUUCAUUCGUGUGAAGAUAAUCUUUGACUAGUAGAAGUUUCAAACUUGUUGUUCUGCAACCACCCACACAGAACCACAACUACAAGAAACCCGCCUAGCCCUUCAGUUUAUCGCGUCAUCCUUGAACAUCUCAGCUUCAAGCUCAACUUCCUGCUACAACUGUGACAACCCCAAGCUCACCUUGCCACGACCAACAAGAUGCCGGGCUUCUUAAAGAGCAUGUUGCGGGGCGUCGUCUCCAGCGUCGACCCGCGAGAGCUCAUGAAGUCCACCCCGCUAGACAACUUCAAGGCGGCGGUGGCAGAGAAUCCAGAUGUCGUAGAAGCCGUUAAAUCGCUUCGCUUUCAAGAAAUCUUGACGCGGCUUAAGAUCACCUGGGGAUGGAUCAAAACGGCAGUCAACGACAGAUCAGAGAAAGAGUUCCGCAUUUUUGGUCCUCGUCGUGUAAAGGUAGUAGAACAAAAAAUCGCCGUAAUCAAUACUAAGAAGGAGCUGAAGACACAAUUUCCGCAAUUAGAUGCAUUUUUGUCGAACCUCGCCACAGCUCUCAGCAACGCACUCAGUGGAACAAGCACAACAAGUUCUGCUGGAACAAAUGACAUCAGCAUAAUGUGCGAGACCAUUCUUCUAACACUCGAGGUAGAAGUGAUGAAACACGCCGGAAUACUAUCUCAAUCUCAGUACGACUUCGAAGUAGGAAAGGAAACAGGAGCACAAGCAGUGUAUAAGGUGAAGGCGAUGAGAGCGUCUUUUCGUGCAAAGGUUCACAACACCGUCUUCAACUUCGACAUUGAUAGUGGUCCACUAGCAACAACGGAAAACAUUAGUGGUAAAAGGGUUUGGCUAGCCAAGACCCUUACUUAUACUCUCGAGAAGCGCAACAAACUCGCUAGAAAUGGAGCAGUCUUGCUCAAGGACUUUGUAUGGGUAAGAAAAGCUCUCCAAUCGGCAACAACUGCGUUUAUCCCCCCGAGACGCGACGAUAAACUGAGUGCGAGAGCGGUAGAGAAAUUAGAGUCGUCUCCUUUAGCACUUGAACGGACUGCCGUUGCCAGGGUUGUCUCGGAUAGUAUUGUGGAGCAGAACGAAAAGAAGCGCAAGGACAACGUCUCCGGUUCCUUUCUUGACAGCUCGAUUAGAGGUACUUACGUAUAAUAUGAGUUUUCUCGUUGAGAAAAGUUUUAAAGCGAUGCCUACAAGUUGAGCAUAGAAGAGAUUGCUACUAGGCAACUGGUAUUUUUUCUGAAGCUUGUUGUUCUUGUUCGAAUGAUUAUUGUCUCGUCCAUUUGUUGGGGAAAAAGAUUACGCUUCGGCUUCGCGCCCUUAUACUUCUUUUUCAGAAAUAAUAUAAUCAUUUUGGCUCAAGGCCUUGUCCUUGUUGCCUAUGACUAACAAAUAGAGAGACCUGGCCGCUUAGAUUCUAAGAUAGGUCUAGAUCUAGUCGUUUUUCUUACUUCAUCCAAAUCAAUCAUCGUAAAUAACUCCGCGAGCGGUUGGGCCUAAAGUGGGGCUAUAUAAGUAGGUCGCUUAGGCUGAAAACGUGUAGGAUUAAGACCAUUCCAACAAACAGUAGAAAACCUCACCUCCAUCAUCGAGGAAGUAGAAAACCAUGAGAACACACAACUGCCGGGGAGCUUGCCAAAUUGAGAACCGAAUACGUAGCAACAAGAGGGAGACAGCAGUCCAACACCUUUCCGCCCCUCGUCGUGAAUACAAUGCGUGACGACUGCAGUAGUAGUAAGCGAACACGUGCAAGAUCUUCAGUGCAGGCGAAUGCACGUCAUGAAUUAAAUGAAAACUACGCUACUGCCCAAAGGUGUCAGCAAGAGAAGGGGCGCACAGUUGACAGCUCACAAGAAAAAAAGCAGUGAAGGAAUACACCUGAGCCACCCAGUCCAUGCGCCGAAUCAAGAGUAGCUAUAGGCUUAGGCAUGACUAUGCAGGGCGUCGCGUCUAGCUCUGUACUUAAGAGCAUCCAAAUUCAUAGCAGUGAUUUGCAGUCCGGUAAAAUAACGCGCACCAAGCUACAAAUCACAGCCAGGGAACAAAAUGACUCACAGGAUUAGUCAAGUUCGCCCGAACUUAGGAGAAGAGGAAGGCCGCGUCACUUUUGUUCUACCACGAACUAACCACUUAUCUCAGCAGUUUGCUAAGUAGAAGACUGCGCCGACUAAUUAAGUACAAACAGCACAAAACAGCCGGAGGCUCAUGGGAAGCCACGCCCGACACAAGAACUCCACGGCUCUCUGCUGAUGCCAUUCCUGAGGACCUCAAUGGUAGAAGAUGCGACGACUUGGCCUCAGCAAGUUAUUAGCAGCCAUGGUUGAGGCUAGUCUGUUGGGGUAAUACUCAGGACCAAAACAACUGUCAGGAAGUCCACAAGAUUACGCGCAUUGCGUUAGCUAUGACGUAGAGACUAACCACCCAACAAAGUGCGCACUUUCCCUCCCUCUGGAAGGUUCUAAAAGCUCACAGCAGCGCUCAACACCAGCAACAAGCAAACUAGAUAAAAGCAGAACUCCUAACAGCUCAGCAAGUGGCUCUUUCUUUCUGUGGUGCUGAUAAGCACACGAGUGUCCAAGUUACUAGAGAAAAUUAACAGCGCAUGUCUCAGAGCUCAGAGGGCCAGCGCUCAGGAAUACUCACAGGAGUGGCGCUACUCUUUAUAUCAAGAGGGAAGCACGAGCAGAGCGCUGGCAGAGCUUGUUGCUGAAGAUCUACCUGCUGUCGCAGCCAUUGCAAUUAGGAGCGAACGCCCUCAGUGUUUCAUAGAAGAGAAGGGAGCAGAGCAGAAGCAGUCGGCACUCUUGAUGGGUUUCCGUGCACGGGUAUCCUUUUAGGGGAUGACUUCCAUUUGGUUAGUUAUUCAGAAGACAAAAUAUGAGCAGACAAGUUACAAAAUGCCUCAGCUCAGGAAUUGACUCCAUUCGAAAAAAUUCCUACAGCCUUCGACUAUAUUUAGAACGAAAACAGGGCCCCGAGCUGAUCGAUCCUGUUCGAGACUUUUCCUCAACCAUUCGAAACACCUCAAGGACAGGCCCAAGAAAAGGCUCAGGCGCAGCGUCGAGUUCUUCGCCGAUCCGAAAGGCUACGACAAACUAACUCGUGGAGUCGACAUUAUCUGCAGAGCGGCGGGCGGAUUAUCUCGCUUACUAUCGAGUAUAUUUUUUGGCGAAUCAAAAAAAAUAGAGUGGCUAAAGACUCUAGCUACUUAAACCAUCGAGCGGAGCUCUUGCUUUCUCUACGAAACCCCAUGAGGAGCGCGAAUAGUAAUAGUUGCGCUUAGGGGGAGAGCCGCAACCCUUCGGGCGCUCGUUUUUUCGACUCGUCCUCUCCCGCUCAAGGCGCUCAUCUCACCACUCAUUCUCUUUCGACGCUACCGGGUUUCCGCCUGUGCUAGUAUCUAGUAGAGACACUACCAGAGCCAGGCUCUUGCAUUUACCUAGUGGAGACGCUACCAAGCAGUGAGCUGCUGCCAAGGGGAGUGGAACACUGUGCGCAUGGACUGGGCUCGCGCCACUCCUACUAUAAUGAGCGAGGCUGCUGCUGCCAUCGGUAUCAGUUUCAGUCACAGCUGUGCGCGAUUAAGAUUAGGCGCAGAACUAGACGGGGCAGCAGUAGAACAACACGAGGAACAGACAUCGCACAAGGUGAAGGACAGAACCAGCAGGACACUCUCAAUUUCAGUGGCUGGCCAUCUUCUUCCUCGGAGCUUGGUCGCCCUCACUCUUACCAGAACGCGUCCACUCUCAUUGUAUCGGGCACACAGUCACAAUCGCACUCAGUGAGUCACAGAAGCAAGACCUUAAAUAAGUUCACCAUCUCGAUCUCCGUCGCGAUCUAUAUCAGCAGGGAGCGCUUACGAAGAUUCUGCUUCUGUUCAUUGUUGUUGUGCAGAUGAGACGAGUUGCGGGCCGCUCGAUGAAGCAGAAGCUCACCACAGUGACAAUUACGACUGCAUCAGCAUCACCAUCAGCGCCAGCAACUACAUCGGGGGCCAGGAUUUUUAGAGGAACGAAAAGUGGCUGCAGUAGGAGCGGGCCAGACUUGCGAGCUUAAGCUUAAGUCCUACUUCAGUACGUGUUAAGGCAGGGCUUCAGCAUGAACAUCAGCCACCACUAGAAUCGUUCGCAUUAAUUAUUCAUAUGAUAACCACUACCGCAGUGCUUCUUUUUCAUUCUCUAGCGACUUCGUCUAAGUCUUCUAAUUAAAUUACACCUGUGCUCUGACUUUCGUCAGUCAUCAUAUUGAAACUAAGUUAGGACUUUGCUACUUCUAGGCUCUGACUCUAGUUCUAUGCUCACGCGAGCGGGGGGGAGACAUGGCUGCGAUGGUGGUAAAGGUAUCAAGUAGAAGCAUGCGCGAGCUCAUGGAUAUCUUUUUCUAGAAACGCGAGCAACUUACUAUACUAUGUGCGGCUCCUAGUGAUCGCCUUCCCUCCGAAGAGGAAGAGGGUGCGAGAGAGUGAGAAAGUGGAGCAACCUGGUCCACUUUAAUUGUGAGGACAGAGUGCCAUGGGCAUGACGAUGGCGACGCCAUUUCGUUUUCACAUUCACAGAGGCCGCGACUAUUGUUUUGAUAUGCGUGCGCUUCUUUAGAUGUCUACCCAUCCAUGGUCUAGGUAUACGGAAACACGCGCGGACGCCUAUGCCCUUAUACAUAUGUUAACGCUUAUAGGUAUACUAAUAUGAAUACUAUUACUAAUGCUAUGCUUAUGCAGUAGUAAUUGUAACAACGUCGCCCCUUGCUAAUCACAUCGACCACUGUCCAACACCUAUGCCAAGGUGAAGGCCAUGGCCAGCGCUAGCAUUAAGACGGAAACCCCGACUACGUGCAUGAGAUGAGUCGGCAGGCUUGGGAUGCGUCGGCCGUUAAGUGUGUGGCGAUCAGUCAAUAGCGCUAGACUUAGACUAUUUAGAUUUAGAACCGACAUAGACACUGAGACAGAGACCAGAGGCUGAGUCUGAGACAGGUACAGCCACGAACACAAAUAGAGAGAGAGUGAGGCGCUGCUGUGAGGACAGUUAUAAGCAAACUACUUAAAGCAACACGAGGCGACGCAUGGCGCUGAAAAUCUACUCAGUGCUCCCUGUUACUCAUGUCGUUACUCAUAUUCAUUAUCCAAAUUCCCUCUCACUCUCACAAUCACUAUCGCACGGCCUCGGUCUAUAGUUAGCUAACUUUAAAUCUUUACAGGUGCAAAGCGUCUUUUUCUUACUCUCUUCAACCAAGUCAAUGCUCUCCAGCAUUGUGCUGCAACUUCUUUUGUGCUUUGAGAUACACAGAGGCACACUCUUCAGCCUUAUGGAGAAGUCGCAGGCCUAGGUGUAUUCUUCAGAAGUAUCCUUCCUAGCUUUUCUUCUACGGGCAAAGGAAAUGGCUUCCAUUCUAGGCCUAGUGCUUCUUGGAGCCGGCGGCCUUCUUCUUGGAGUCAGCACCGUUCCCCAUGGUAGACGCUCCACCAAGAGAGACCUUCGCCUUCUGUUCUUCGCCGUGGUGGUAGACGAGGAUGCCGCUGCUCGUUUGUUUUUAGCUCCAACCUCUGGCGCCGGCUCCCCGAAGCAUGCAGAAAGUUCUGCACUCAACAUAGGUAGCUGCACCUUCUUGGCUGGCUUCGGCUCACCUUCCUGGAGGGAAUUGUCCGUCUGGUCCUCCGGGUCCGGACCGAGGUCCUUCUUGAAGGGCAGCUUGAACUUCAAACAAAAGCUCGGAAAGGUCUGGAGAGAGUGGAAGUUUGGAGAUCGAAUUCGAAACGCGAGCACAUUCUCAGGAAACGAGAACGGGCCUACAGCUACUGCUACAGCCUCAAGCUGCAGCGACGUCUUCCGCUUCAUCUCCAAACUGAGCAACAGCGUCACCCUAAGCAACGAAGGAGAGUUAUGACCAGUUCACGCGGGCGCGGAGUGUAGUCCUUCGCUUCUUGGUCGUUCGAUUUCCAUUCCAGCUCCAACUUCGGCAACUCAGACAGGUACUCUGGGAAGGGCACACCGUACAAGCUGGACACCGUCCAUGGCAACCGACCAGCCACGACGUUGGCCCUACUGGUGGACACCUCGCGCCGCUGGCUCAUCGCCUUGCUGUCGCGCGAGAAGAGGACUUAGAGGCAUCGCUUUGACACUGACGCUGACACUAAAGACUGACGUAGGAAGGCAUGGCGAUGGCGAGACUGAAACUCCGACUGGACUGCAAAUAAGAUUACGACUGCCAUGGCCAUGGGGGCUUGGGGCGUGAGUGUGAGUGUGGGGCUUAUUUUCAUAAUAGUAGCUCGCAUCGCAUACGCAGCAAUCGACCGCAGCAGCGAUCUUACGCCUCAAGGCCUUCGCGUAGACCUUGGCAACCUGCUCACCCUCAGACAUCUCGAUCCCUUUGCGCGGACGCUCAGCCUCCUUGUGCGCGUCAUCCGCUUCUUUCUUCUCGGCUGCGCGCUUGCGAUCACGCGUGAUGGACUCCUCGACCUUCUUACGCCAACACCCCUCAUCGUCAUCGACGCGGAUCAUUAGAAAUCUGCACUAGUUUGCAGAUGUAGUAGUUGUGGAAGUAGAUGUAGACGCAUAGUAGAUGUAGAAGAAGAAGCUGAAGUAGAUGCAGUCGUAAGAAAGAGUAGGGACACUGACACAAGAAAACGAACCCAGACAAGUUCCACCACAAGGGUGAGGACUAGAGAAGACAGACUGUUGCUGGAGACUCGAGCUGAAUCGGAAUGGCCUUAACGACAACGCCUUGCUUGUGGCCUCUUCGGAAGGCUUUUCGGCCUUGUCUUCGCGGUCCCAGCGCUCCUUGCGGGCUUUCGUCUCCGCCUUAAAGUCCUCAGUCUGCUUUUGGAGCCUCGCCUUCAGCUCUUCAAUAGCCUCAUCCGCCGCCUUCAUAUCCAUGCAGGCACCCUGAUAAUCGUGCAAAGCCUUGGACUUGUGCUCGGAAUCGAAGACGAGACGAGUACGCAUGUCCUUCACGAUCUUCAGAGGAGCAGCUGGAGGAGAUGGAGGGCGAGAAGAUUGCGUACCCAGCCAGAUCCAGGCCGAGGUCUAGCACCAUUCAGCGUCAAACUCACUAUCAACUUCAACACUCAGCAUCAGCUUCAGCGUCGACUUGUUGCAUCAGCAUCAGCUUCAGCGUCAACACUCAACAAGAGCAAGAGAUAAAGAAUAGCCAAACCAGAUCCAGAAGAAAGUAAAAAAGUCUAAUACUUGGAGCGUUCUCCUUCUGCACGAUCUGGAGACCAACCGUCGCGACCUUGUUGAUGUAGGCACCCAACUGCACCGCCUUGAGCAGCUCCGCCAUAGAGCGCAGCUGACGGCUCAGCUUCUUCUCUUCUUCCUUGGCAACGAUGGGAAAUCUAUCGUAGACGAGACCCUCAAGGAAGCUGGGACGAAGCGCGUCGUGUCGUCCAAGAUGCUUACUGCGCGCAUAUAAGUCCUCGGCUUUCAUCUGCGAAAUGGUUUUAAUGAUUUGUCUCGGUGAGGGGUAGGGUGACUGUGAUUGAGUUUGUGCUCAGGAUCGGGACUGCGAAGGAGAGAGUAGAGCUGGACUAUCAUUAUCAAGGAGAAGCAGAACCAGAACGAGAACCAGAAGCAGGGCGAGAACUCAGCGUCGACUUCAGUUUUGUUUCCAAAACAAAUUACCUCCGUCACAUAUGCAGCUCCAUUCGCAAUUUGCGCCACCGUCAAACAACGGGGGGAAGCCUUCGGCGGCUUCUGUGGAAACGAAAUGCCAUGGCGCUCUUCAUCAAGUGCAUCGGGUUGCUUUGGUGCUUCAUCUGACUCGGUAUUGUUUGUCAAGAAGGACUCGCCCAGGAGGUCACUGCUGUAAACGCAGGCACCCUCGUGCGCAUUCUUCCAGACGGAACAAACUUCGCGGGUCUGUUUGAGUUUGUGGCGUUUGCGUUAAGGAUAGGGCUAAGGCAUAGGCAUCCGCAUCCGUAAGGCUUGGGCUUAACGGAAACAGAUAGAGUUAGAGCAAAAUAAGUUAGAGCAAGCGCUAGAGAUAGAGUCUGAGUCACAGUAACAUUCUCAGUAUGAGUCUCACUCCAUCGCCAUCGAGUGAGGCAUGGGCAUCGGCAUAGUCAUAGAAGAGAAGAAGCAACUAGACUGGACGAAAGAGAAAGCGAAGAACUACCUUGCAGAUGUUUCCAGGGUGCUUCGCCGGCAGCCCUCGGCUUGUGUUCGCUUUGAUCAUGUUCAGUCUUCUCUCAUCGUGGCAGGGACGUCCCUACCAACCAAGAAGGCGAAGCAUCUCCAGACGCGUUUUCACGCGGGGAAGGAUCACGCAGAAGAUGCCUGCUACUGCCCGACCCACUUGAGUCGCGCUGAUCCUCUUGCCAAACCAAUGGGGAGGCCCUUGAUGGUGUUCCAGACACCGCUUGGCAUUUCGCUCAGCGACAAGAAGCGCGACGCCCGUGCGUUGUCUUGCUGCGUCGCUUCCUUGGGGGGAAAGUGGGGCAAGGGUCAAGGCCGUAGGGGCGGACUGCGGGAACCUAUGGAGAGCGGUGCUGUCUUCCCCUGCCGUGCGCCGCGUCAUCGGUAGCGCACUGGGGGCGGGCAGCGAGGUGCCUGCGGGGGUUUUUGUCCGCGUAGUGGAAUCUUCUACAUCGAUUGCCAGCCGGGUGCUGUCACAGUUGACCGUAGCCAUUUCUCAUAGUGAGCUACUUUCGUCUUUUUGGUGUUGACUUGGGCUCGUUGGCUGUCGUUGUCGUUUCUGACUCAGUGCCCUCUAUCCAGUGUCAAGACGAGGGCAAAGGCCUUCAUCGUUGUCAUUGAGAGGGGGGAUGCAGGAUGGGCGGAAUGAUAGUGGAUAGACCAACAACGUGAAACGGCUCAAGGAUCUCAGUCAAGAGGCCCACCAAGAUCGUGAGCCAAAUGGUUACAGGAUCAGAAUCGCACCAAUAUAGGAAGGCCAACAAGAUCACACCAAGGGGAUCGCCAUCAGGAUGAUCACCAUGGGAGUUGAAUGCUAUCGGGAUCGAGAACAUCAGCACCGAGGCCCCUAGCGUUGCAAGUAGUUCGAUGCCCAUAGACAUGAACGAGCACGCUUUGGAUCUGCAUGAUAAUCAUCAAACUGAGUGGACUUGCUCCAGCCUGCGCAGGUAUGGCGAAGGAGAUACUGUUCCCAACUUGACUCCCCCGCGGGUCUAGUUUUCUACUCUAGGCUUUCAGUAUUCUAACAGGUUCAGAGGGUUUAUCUAGGUCUCUUGAUAUCGGUCCGGCGCCACAUGCGACUCCUUAUAAGCUACGCUCUUUGUCAUACUUGCCUGCCUGCAGUGAGAUAAUAUGACUGCCAGACGAACACAGAGACUGGGCUGGUGAUUGAUAUGCCAGCGAUUCCAUGAGGCUGGAGCGGAAUGCUAAGGCCUCAACGUUAUGGCUUUCGCAUACGUGCAGCUAUUCUCCUUGUCUCUAGUGAGUCGACGCCCAUGAGUGCAGUGGAGACAAGACACAUAAGAACUCUGCAGCGAGCACCAUCUUUCUAACUGGAAGAUGCACCUCAUGGGCAGGAGUAGCCCUAAUGCGCGUAUUAGCCUAACUUGAUUUCAAUACUUUUUCAUUUUAAAUCUUAGUUAAGAACCACUCUCAAUCAAACGCAACUUGUAGGACAAUCAGCUUUCAACGCCACCCAUAGGAAAAGAAACAGACAAAAAAUGAAGGACGUCUGAUGUAAAUCAAUACAUCCAAACAAACUCCCGGCAGCAGAGAGCUCGGAGUUGUUCUAGGCUUAGACUGUUUCCUUCGCUUGCUGUAAAGAGAAUGACAAAGCCACAAAUGCACAAGAGGACAGUGCUCGGCUCGUUGAUUAAUAGGAGGACCCCUCGAGAGAUUAGCAGAAGGCUGGAAGCAUAAGGCCGUCGGACUACGUAAGAAAAGACAGAGGCCUAGUUAAAGGAGUAAAUAAUGGGGGAAGAAGGUCAAGGAAGUUGUUGGGAAAAGAAAAAAGAGAUUCGGUCUUAUUUAGUCUGCCAUAGGCGUUACUCACGCGCACGCCCGAAGCAGUCGGUCUUUUUAGCUGCCGCGUCUCUACUCGGGUCGCCACGGAACCACGCAGCUUUUGAUGAGUUGCUACGUGGUUCGAAUGAGUGAAUGAAUGAAUGAGCAGCCCUUUGGUCUUCCUCGGUCUAUCUUCUAUUUCUCCCUAUGAGAAACAAAUCGAAACUUACACUGAGGUCGAGUUGUAGCGGACAACAGAGGCGGCAUUAAUUCUUUUUCAAAAGGGAGCAAUUCGGCGCUGGAGAUGGAUACCGCUAAGACCAAUACUGGCAUGAUGAGCAACUCCGCGAUGAGCGCUGGUUCUUACAUGAUAGACCUUCACUGCUUGUUCUUGUUCUUCCUUGAUUCAAUGAUCAAGUUUUGUUUUUUAGUUGGAAGAUCAAUUUUCUGCAAAAAUCGAAAUUGAAUAUGUACGAACAAAAACGAAGUUUGGGUUUGCUUCUUCCGAUACUUAAUCUCGACCAAAAAUCGCACUUUAGCGCAAGCACAUGUGGAAAACGGCGAUGCUUCCGCCAAUGCGAAUGUUAUGGCUAUUUUCAUCUACCCUCUUUCUAGGCUCUACUUAUCUCUGCGAGACUAGUUACUUAGCAACCCAUGACUGUAGCCUACACCUACUUACUCGUCUCAUGAAAUCCACGCUGUUGAACUUAAAUUUGUUGAAGAAACGACGUCGUGAGUCUAUUUUUACCUUUUUUACACUAUCAUUCGAUUUUGCUACUUUCGCACUGUAGGAGGUCUAUCCCAAUCAUUCAGCUUGUGUAUUUUUCUAAGACAUCCUUUUUCGCGGCAGCUGACGAGAAAGACGCGGAGGAGACUCGAGAUGAUGAGCCUACACAAGAUUACUUUAAGGACGUUCUUCUACUUUGAAGAUAAUACGGAUCGGGUAUAAAAAUUAUCAUACAAGAACCAGAACAAGUUAGGUUCUGUAAGGACGUCGUUUUUCUAGUUUCUGAUGAUAAUUUGAUUCUGAAGUUGAUCCUCAUGGGUAUCAGGUUGAUAUUCGCUCAAUAACUCGUGAGGUUCCAUGGCUGUGGUGACUGCUUAUUCAUGUGAGUGCGAAAGAAACGUGAUUGGAGUCAACAGUCACCAGGGAAAUAUCCGAAGUGCGCUUACCCUACACUUUCCUUUUUCGAAAAUGAUGGUAAUUGAUAAGAAGUGUGCAGGCAAGUUGGCUUAGUGGUAUAGGCGUUGGCCUGUAGGUAAGUACACUUAUCAACCAAACUACCUAGGCUUCGAGUCCCGGCAAGGAGUUGGCUUAGUGGUUUAGGCGUUGGCCUGUACACUUAUCACUAGGGAGGUUAUAUGUAUUUGAAAAAAAGUUACCAAUACCACCUCUACUAUGUUGUCUAUAAUUGGUUCUCUGUGGUCUAGCUAUUCUUUGUGUUUGUCUAGGAGCUCUAAUCGCAGGCAAAAGAAGUAUCACGACGCGAUUAUCUGGGGGAGCGUCUCCACGGUUACAGUUGUGGCAUGUGGUGUUGCUAUUUUCAAGGCGCGCAAUAAGCUUAGAGGCUACUGCGCUCGCAGGAACGCUCCUCAAGUUCCGGUGGCGUCUGAUGAUGCAGGUGCGUACGUUUGUGAACUUAUGUAGACAUAAACUGUUUGAUGCUCGAAUCCAAUCGGCGUCGUGCUUCAACACUUAAAAUGCUGGUGGAAGGAAGAAAAAGACGUGACUCAUAAUGCUUCUCCAAAAUCUUCAUCGUGAGCAUCCAUGGUCUCCACUAUCCAAACUUCACUACACAAAACUCAACUUCACUACCCAAAACUCAACUUCACUUCUGCGCAAAACUGAACUUCACUACUCAAAAACAUUCAACACAGCGAUCGAGAACAACCAAUAUCUCUUCUAUGGGGCAGUCAACUACAAGUUCAAGCAGUAUGGUUCCACGUCAGCAAGCAACCCAGACAAGGAGGAGGAGUCGCCUGUCGCUGAUGAUGGGCCGAAAGGUGCCAGCGUUUGAUACGAUGACCCCCAACGGGGGUUGUCGUUGUAGGACUUACUAACCUGAUCUAUGAUAGUGAUGUAUUAAGUAAGAUUAAUACAUCACAUCAAAGAAGUGGAAGUAGAGCUUGCAGGUAGUACAGGUAGGAUUGGGAAAGAGAAAGUCGAAGAGUUAUGGCAUGACACGAAAAAGGAACCUGUUUCGUGUUGUUCCUUGUCAUUUUUACAUCGAGUUUAUACCAAGUAGCCACUAACACUAUGUUGUCCUUGUUUAUCUUAUCAUUCUUGCUCCUCUUGUUCUUCUUAUCCAUGUUUCGUUGUUUGUCAUAGCAGUCUAGCGAAUCUGAAAAUUUCGCUUUUAUUGUGCAAAAUCAGUCGCAUAAUUUGUAUAGAGCCGAGCUUCCCCAUAUCUAUGUCGUAUUGUCGUAUGAUUAGACUCUGCAAUCAUUAUGUCAAUUGUCAAAUGUUAAUGCUCAUUUUCUAAGUAUCAUCUCUACUUAACACAGCACAUGGUUGAUGUGAAGGUGACAUUACGGCUAUUUCUUACUGAUGGAAAGUAGAAGGGAACAGAAAAAUGAAUUGAAUGUAUUUAUAGAUAACGAGUUUAUAUUCUUUCAAGUAUUGAACAGAUAACGUGACCAGAAAUGAUUACGAGAACGAGAUGAACAGAAAUGAUGAAUUGGUAGAUCUAUGGAAUUGUAUGCUUUCAAAGGUAUGUAUUUGGCGCUAGUACGAACAACAUUUCUAUCUCUAUGUAUAGUGAUUUGAGUAGAUUUAUGAUCAUCAAGUAGUUAUAUUUAUCGGCAGAUAUUGAUAUUAUUUACAACAUCAUAAGCCAUGAACUAUGAUUAUGAACGAAAAUUUCAGCCACAGACACUGACACAGACUAUGAAGUUGAAGAUUUCUUUGUACUACAUGUUUUUGUUAAUGUGCGAUGAAGCAUGAGUGUCAAUCUAGGACGGAUCAUUCAACAUCAUUACGUCGACGUAUAAGUAUAUAAACCUGUAACAAAACUACUAGUAAAUGAAAAUGGGAAAAUCAAAAUGGGAACUACAUUACAAUUGACAUGUAUAUGCGGGUAUUGUUGGGUGAAAUAGAUACAGACAAUGUUGGCACUUGAGCGUAUAGCGAACUUAAAAAAAAAAAACUUAGGGAUGAAUAUAUCGAAGAUAUUGCUAUUGAUAUUGAUGUCAGUCUUACUUUCUCUUCUGUGGAACCAACGACUACGUACUUACAUCAAGGCACCUCUUCGUGUUGGAUGUCGAAGACUGAAAAAUGAAUCAACAGUUCAUCUUACAGAAGCAAGGUUUCGUAUUGUCUUUUGGCUCUUCAGUAGCCAAUGAAGCUUGCUAGUUUUGUUGGCGGGGCCCCACCUAACCUAACCUAAGCAAGAUGUGGGCCUAGAGAGGUAUCAAGAUCCUGGUCACCAUUGACUAACAAUCAUGGAUCAACAAAAGAUCGCAAUACUACUUCAGAAAUACGACCACGAUUACAUAUCAAGAUCAGCAAUGUAGAUGCACACUUUUAUUGCCCACGAGAAGACUGACACACUCGACGUCGAUCUCGCUCGUUUGAAUCAAUUAUGAUUAG
Molecule: messenger RNA, 13889 nt
Organism: Amoebophrya sp. A25
Lineage: Eukaryota; Dinophyceae; Syndiniales; Amoebophryaceae
Source: the annotation of a GenBank genome assembly